Messenger RNA from Peronospora farinosa, 1062 nucleotides. The record is from the annotation of a GenBank genome assembly. Lineage: Eukaryota; Oomycota; Peronosporomycetes; Peronosporales; Peronosporaceae.
AUGGGUCGACGUCAGAAGAAGGUUGUCACUACCAGGGCCAAAGGCUCAUCCCAUCGCGAUGCAGAUGAGGAAGCACUUGAAGCUGCACUCCAAGAGUCACUCGAAUCGGACUUUAUGAUGGCAAUUCUCCACUCGGAAGAUCAGCAACGACGUCAACAAGAGGUUUCAAUUCAGGACAUUCGAGUGCAGCUUGGAACGGGGUCAAAUGACCAAAAAUUGGAGCAGAAACAGCAAAAAGAAGACAGUGGAGGCGACGAGGAAGAUGACGACGAUUUGAGGUCGUAUUGUCGUCAUUUUAGUGCUGGAGUAGCCAUACAAGAAGUGGAAGAAGAUGAGAAAGAGGAGGAAGAAGAAGAGGACCCUAAUGAAGACCAUAAGUUGCUGAACUUUGCCGAUAUUCUGCUCAUUGACAUCCUAAAGUGGCUCGACGAAGAUACUAUCGGAUUCUGCUCGUGUACGUGCAAAAGGCUGCUGCAUGUGGCUCGUUCGGAGGUGCUUUUUGAAGCAAUAUGUCGACGCAUCUUUCCAGUGCAGAACCCGAGAGCUGCGGUGGCGGUUGCACGCAACAACUUCAGGCUGCGUUGCUUCCCGACAUGGUUUGACAUGUUCCACGACAGACCGCGGGUGCGGUACAAUGGAUUUUAUUGGCUCAAGGUGGUGUACUACAAGAAGCCAGAGCUGAGCAUGUGGACAGAUAUUGUGCCGGGCACGAUCCUUAAGUGCAUUUACUACCGCUACUUCUCGUUUCAAAGGGAUGGUACCGUGCUGUAUGGCAUGCUCUUUAAAGCGCCACAUACUAUCGAGUCGCACAUUCGCAAUCGGCGCAAGGGUGUUUACUGUGGUAAAUUCUACGUUAACAAGGAUGAGCUAGUAGUGACGGUGCCCACAAAUUGCAACGAAGUCAACUUUAGACUGAAGAUCACGCAACGUGAGCGCGGCAAGAACGUGAAGUUGGUUUUAAAGGAGCAUUUUGCGCAUUCCGAGCCUGAUGGCAGCGGUUCGGUGAACUAUUACGAUACAGCGGGCGAGGAGUUCUACUACUAUCGUUCAUGGAAUCUUUGA